AUGGACACUAUACGCCUAAUCUUGUUUCUUCUUGCCGCGUUGUCCCCACAAGCCCUCGCGGAUGUGGAUUUCUUGAAUCCAACACUCGGCGCUACUCUACGAGUUGGGGACGUUCUCACGGCCCAGUGGAGGGAAUCGGGCAGGCUUCCCCAGAUCUCCGAACUCAUAAAAUACGACCUCUAUCUCUGCGCCGACGGGGACUCAGCGGGAACUUAUGUGGGGCUCGUGUCUAUGCUCUCAUCUGUCCCUCGGGAAAAUGUAGCUUUGCUAGCGAAGGAUGCUGUCUUUGCGAGGGGUAACUCGAUUUCUUUCAAGCUCAAUCCAAGAAAAGAGGACAAUCAUGCAAGAACAUUCUUCCUGAAAAUGGUCUCUUGGGGGCCAAAUGCCUCUGUUAUAAAUUUCUCUGGGCGAUUUUCGAUAGUUGACAUGACCGGCCCUAUGUCAACGUCUAUUUGGCAGAGCUUACCUUCCACUAAUGGCAGCUCCCCACUUCCGAAUGGUGGACCUUUCCAACAUGAAGAGCUGCGAAAGAGGCAAGUGGAAGAUGCCUUCACAGUUCCAUAUCAACUGCAGACUGGGCCAACCAGAUAUGCACCGAUGGCAAAAAAGCCAGCAACUACAAUUCCAGCUAAAUCACCGAUCCCUCAGUUCCCGGCUAGCGCAUAUACCAUAGCCACAACCUAUCUUCCUCCGGCAACUGUUCAGAUCACCCUUUCCGCUUCUGUGACAUACUCUGUGGCUAGUUUCGAGAAUACUGCUUCUCCUGCGCCGCAUUUGCACGACGCACAGAUGAAGCGAUUCUUAGAAAGAUGGAAAGAUUAGGUUUGACGCCUCAUGGCCCAGUACCAUCUCAAUACACGUUAACACCUCGCCGCAUCCCUCGAUGGGUGGAAAUGAUAUAUGUGUCUUGUUCUAAGAACAUUGCUCGACCGCAUCGCACUGGAAGGUAUGGUGUCGUGUUCGGGCUGGUCGACUUGCAAGCAUACAUUCUCUUUCAUUGCAGUGCCCACUUUGUCAGCAAAGAUCAAAUGAGUUAUGGUGUGAAACAAUAUGAGCUAUGAUGAGGAGCCGAGAAAUGUAAUUAAGGAGUGGGUAGAUGUAUCCUGUGCACACCCCUAGCCCCAAACAGUAUCGCCCUUUGAAAUCAU
Aspergillus saccharolyticus JOP 1030-1 is the source of this 1148-nucleotide messenger RNA. RefSeq names its product putative beta-1,6-glucan biosynthesis protein (Knh1). The coding region runs from base 1 to 822 and encodes 273 amino acids. The record is from RefSeq and is a predicted model, not a curated record. The transcript is spliced from 4 exons. Gene Ontology annotation, biological process: (1->6)-beta-D-glucan biosynthetic process; cell wall biogenesis; fungal-type cell wall organization. Lineage: Eukaryota; Fungi; Ascomycota; Eurotiomycetes; Eurotiales; Aspergillaceae. Gene Ontology annotation, cellular component: extracellular region.